Messenger RNA from Hydatigera taeniaeformis, 768 nucleotides. The record is from the annotation of a GenBank genome assembly. Lineage: Eukaryota; Metazoa; Platyhelminthes; Cestoda; Cyclophyllidea; Taeniidae.
GUUAUACGUCAGAUACCAUAAGUAUACGGUUUCAUGAUGUCACGUACGGGAACUUCUCGUUACUUCGAUCCAAAUGUGUUGUUCAGAUUUCGCGAUAUAGAGAAACCUGUUCAGAUCCAUCUCAAGAAUGUCUACAGUCUUCUCUCGGUGGGACUUAUUGCGGCAUCAAUCGGGUCGUUUGUUUUUGCGACUUCUUCAUUCAUUCAGUACUGGGGCUUUGGUACUUUACUCCUCUCCGCGGUAGUCUCCAUUGCUUCCUGUUGUUACAUUAUGUUCACGGAGCAUACUGAGUCUCGGCUUUGGAGCCGAAUGGUGGCCUUCCUGGUGUUCACGCUCUCCACGGGUGUGGGACUUGGACCGUUAGUGAACUUCGCCCUCCAAGUAAAUCCGUCCUCUCUGCCGGCUGCACUUUUGGGAACGGCAAUUAUUUUCGUCGCCUUCACUUUCGCAUCGCUUCUCACUCGUAAACGUGCUUUUAUUUACCUAGGAGGUAUUCUUGGGAUGGCCAUUGGCGUCAUCUCUACCUUCGGACUUAUGAAUUUAUUCCUGCGAUCGCCGGCUCUUUUCCAGGUGGAACUUUAUCUUUCAUUUCUCAUCUUCUGCGGUUUUGUUGUGUACGAUACUCAACUCAUUGUAUUCAAGCGUCAAUUAGGGGACACGGACUUUAUAAGACAUGCACUGGACCUUUUUGUUGACGUCGUUGAAUUGUUUCGUCAUCUUUUGAUUAUCCUCAACUCAAAAAGGGUGAGUUUUCCCCUUUACUACUAG